Molecule: messenger RNA, 2017 nt
Organism: Chrysemys picta bellii (western painted turtle)
Lineage: Eukaryota; Metazoa; Chordata; Testudines; Emydidae
Product: G-protein coupled receptor 22-like
Biological process (GO): cellular response to hormone stimulus; G protein-coupled receptor signaling pathway
Cellular component (GO): plasma membrane
Molecular function (GO): G protein-coupled receptor activity; peptide binding
Source: RefSeq, a predicted model, not a curated record
GCGGGCCCGGCCGUUCCAGGUGUGAAGCUGGGGGAGGCGCGCAGAGCGCGUGCUCGGGGAUUCCAGAUGUGCCGGGGGCGCGCAGCGCGGCCACGAGCCCGGCCCGGCGGGGAGCGGCGGGCGCUGCGGACCCGGCGGGGAGGAGCCGGACGGGGUGCAGCCCGACAUGGAGAGCGCCAUCUACGACACCCUCCUGGAGACCACGGACGGGGCCGGCGCCGACGCCGGCGGGUACCUGCCCUACCCGCUGGGCUUCCAGGUCUCGCUCAGCAGCUUCCUGCUGCUGGAGAUCGUGCUGGGCUGCAGUGGCAACCUGGCGGUGCUGGCUCUGUACUGCUCGCAGCCCGGCCUGGUGGACUCGGUCAGCACCGUGGUGACCAUGAACCUGCAUGUGCUGGACACGCUGGUGUGCCUGGUGUGUGCGCCCCUGACCGUCGCCGUGCUGCUGCUGGCGCCGGAGCACAACGGCCCGCUGCUGGGCUGCUUCCACGAGGCCUGCGUCACCUUCGGCAGCGUGGCCACCGCCGCCAACGUGCUGGUCGUCAGCCUGGACCGGUACGACAUCUCGGUGCGGCCGGGCCGCCGGGCACUGACGCCCAGCCGCGCCGCCCUGCUGCUGGCCGCCGUCUGGCUGCUGUCUCUGCUCGGCUUCUUCCUGCCCUUCUUGGAGCUGGAGAUCCUGCGGGGCCCCCGCCCGGCGCUCUGCCUCCGCGUCCCCGGGCCCCAGGCCGAGCCGGCCACGUGCUACCACCUGCUGCUACAGAUCCCGGCCUUUGCCGCCACCGGGGCCGUCAUGCUGCUGACCUACGCCCGGGUCCUGCGGGCCCUCGACAUCCGCCUGAGCGGGCGCCGCUCCCGCAGCCAGCGCCGCCACAGCAAGCGCCGGAAGCGCCGGAAAGGGGCGGAGCCGGGUGCCGGCGCGGGAGAGGCCCAAAGGCCGGUACAGGCGGCGCCGGCGCUGCCCCCCCAGCCCAUGCGGGUGCAGGCCUCGGUCUCGGUGAUCGUGGCGCUCCGGCGGGUCGUCAGGCGGCACCGCGACCGCCGGGAGCGCCAGAAACGGGUCUUCAGGAUGUCGCUCAUCAUCGUCUCCACCUUCCUGGUGUGCUGGGCGCCCAUCUCCAUCGCCAACCUGCUGGUCUUGUGCCUGGGGCCCGGCCGCCUGCUGCUCCAGCUCCGUCUCUGCUUCCUGGCCCUGGCCUAUGGCACCACCGUCUUCCACCCGCUGCUCUACGCCUUCGCCCGCCAGAAGCUGCGCGCCGCGCUCCGCAGCAAGCUGAAGAAGCGGGUGGUGUCGGCGCUGCAGGUGGACCCCGUGCCCGGGGGCACCGUCCUACACAACUCCUGGGUGGAGCCCCACAAGGGGCGCCGGGCCCGGCCCACGGGCAGCGCGGGGGCACAGCGCUGCCCCACCCAGGGGCUGAGGGAGUGAGUGGCUGGCCCACGCCGGGGCCUGGCUGAGCGCAGCCGGCAGGACACAGACUGCACCACGCUCACUGGCCAGGCCAGGCCAGGCAGCUCCACUCCGGGGCGCCGGGGAGAAGCUGGGCCCGUCGCACCCGCCCUGGCCGACCAGAGGGGACCCGCCCAGCUCCCAGCAGCCAACUCCGUGACCUGGCCUGAGCUCCCCGCAGACCAGCACCGGGACGUCCACACUGGCCCAGGCGCAUUGCCAGGCUGGGUCCUGGCUGGGGGCUGGGCCCCCUGGAACUGCCAAGGGCCCUUGCAACCCCCGCGUCAGGAACGGCUCCUCCGGCUCCCGCCACCGGGCCCCGGGCCUGGGCGCCCCAAGCCGGCUCCACGCUGGGCGAGGGGAGGGGCCCGGCUGGUGCUGACUGAGGGGCCGAAGGAGAAGGGGGCGGGAGACCCUGGGGCCCUGCGGCCCCUCCCAGGGCAGGGCCCUCCCCCUCCAGUGACUGGGGCUGGCUGAGCCGGCCCAUAACAGUAUUUCCACCCUCAUCAUCGCGGGUGGGAGGGUCUGGGGGGGACAGCUCUGUGUAUCCAUGGGGGGGGCAGUUCU